UGACAUACAAUAUUUAAAAAAAUGAAUAAAAUUUUGCUUGAUAAAGUCAAAUAUUAAAAUAUUUAACUGACCAUCUAGUUUUCAAUGCUUCAUUUCUCUAUCGGAGACAAUUUGAUGCAGUUUUUUUGCUUUACAAGUGGUCAUUCACGGUUUUCUAAGGAAAAAUUAAAACUUUACAAAAGUGUAAAAAUACAACAGCAACUGUAAAAACAUUGAAAAAUAAAAACAACAAUAACCGAAUCGGCUCAUGAUGAACGACACAUCAGUUUUCGUACAAUAUUCAUCGAAUUUUCAGUUCCUAUCUAUUUGUCACUACAUUACCACUCUCGGAGUUAUCUUUUAUAACAAAGGCCUAAUUACGUUGAAGCAGCGAAAUCAAACUAUCCCUGUACUCAAUACUUAUUUUCAAUACCUUCAUAAUUCCAACAAUGUAUCCGAGAAAAAACUCCAACUUCUAAAAAAUGUACUAAUAGGAACUGAUCUUUAUGGUGGCGGCGAAAAUGAAACACUCGAUUUGAAAUAUGUAAAUGAAACAUACCAGUACAUCUUAAACACUGCUCUCUUUUCUCACUAUGGACAUAUUACCGGAUAUUUAGCAGGUAUAAUCAACAAGGCAGAUAAUACAUCUUAUUCCAAACUUAUGAAAACCAUAAAGCAGGAACUCUUUAACAAUUACACCAGUAUAGAUUACUGUUUAAAAACAAACAAAAGCAAGAAACUCACUUUUUUGUCUGCUAAAAAAGUGUUUUUUGAAUAUCUACUGCCAAUAUUUCCCGAGCCAGAAAAUAAAGAUAUGAACAUAAUGGAAGUGGAUUAUUUAUACGCAAUGGCUGGUUUAAAAAUUGUCAAAUCCAUACUUGGAGAAACUCUAAACGCUUCGUUUGGUGAUUUAAUUUCAAUUACACGAGAGUUUGAUUUACAAGAGGCUUACGGUACCGAAACUUAUGAAAUAAUGUUAGCAGCUUUUUCAACACCGGCACUAUUUUUUUACGCCUCUAAGGAAAAAGAAACAUUCAGGGAGAAAUAUCAAACUUCGUUUAAUGCAGAAUUUUGGAAUGAAGUUUAUGAAAAUUUAUUUUCAAAUAUUAAUUUAGAAAUGAAUAAAAUUGAAAAUCAUUAUUUUGAAAACAACCUUUAUUACAAACUCGAAAAGGAAAUGAAAGAAUUAAAAAAUCGAAGAUUAUUGGCAACAACUAUACUAGAGAAACAUUGUAACUAUUCUGGUUUUAAAAAACAUGAAAAUGAAUAUGUGACAAACUAUAUGUCAUAUUAUCAUUUCUUUACAAAAAUAAGUGUUCCUUCUGGUUGUUCCGUAAAAAAUCUACCCGAAUUGCAAGUUGUUUAUGAGAAACAGUUUGGAAAUGUAAGAAAGACAAAAUAUGAAAUUGAAAAGAUUGCAAUAAGAAAAGUUUUAAAUGACAGUAAAGUAAUAGAAAAAUUAGACUCAAAAUCUAUUGUUAGUGAUGCAAAAGCAAAAGAUUAUCCAAUGUACAUGGCAAACAUGCCACCUAUGGCAAGAAAGAUAAACCCCAAAGUAUACCUACUGUUUGCAAUUAAAGAAGAAGGAAAAACAGAUUUUUAUGCCAUUAUAGAUAACGAUAAUGUUUUGUCAUUACUCGUAAGAAGUGAUAACAAACAAGAGUUUGGUAAUGUAAUUGCUAAUGAUCCAUAUACAGAAAUGGAAAUAAAUAUAAUUGCCAAUGAUUUGAAAUUCGCUCAUGAAGAUAGCGAAGCAUUUAUUGAAAGGAUUGCCGAAAUAAAGACAAGACAAUUUGUAAAUAAGCUAAUGGUCGACUAUAAAAAUGAAACUACAAAAGAGAAGGUUUUUAAUUUUCUAAAAAUACUUGUACCAUUUUACAAUUGUAUUGAAAGCGUAAAAGCGGAUAGCAAAAUUGGAGCCGCAAUAAGCUGUCCUUCAGAUGUUCUCUCCUUAAUUCCUGGAGUAAGUCUUGCCACAAAAUACGCAACAAAAAUAAGCGACAACUUUAUCAUUGGAUCUGGCAAAAAAUAUUUAAUUAGAAGUACUUUUGCAAGUACAGCAAGUGCCAGUAGAUUAACUUCAUUAUAUCAAAUUUCAAAAGUGUUGGCGAGAUCCGUUUCGCAGGAAAUUCUUACCAAGCACCUGUUAAAAGAUUUAUCUAUUACCUUCCUACGAGUUAUAGAUCCUGGAAUUGAAUUAAUCAACAACUUAGGCAAGUUUGGCUACCAAAAAUUGCACAAGAUAUAUAACACUAUGAUUCAAAACAUUCCAAAGAUCAAUACAAAUCUAAAAUUGUUAUUAACAACUGUGUUAAAAAAGCUUAAUAGGAAUAUGAAACUGUCAACAUUUAAUGGUCUGAUACCAAAGGUUCUUAGAGACGAGAAUAAUUAUAAACUCGUUCAAUACUAUUAUCCUAACGGUGAAAAUUUCUUUGGACCCACAUGCAUAUCAUCAUUUGGAAAUACUGCAGAACUAAGAACCAUUGAAGGCAAUCCAUUUCAAGUUCCCGUGUUGCCAACAAAAGAUGACAUAAACAAAAUUUUCUAUCGUGAAUAUAUUCCAGCAACUACUGAAAUUUCUAAUGUGAAACUGGAAAUGGGAGAAAAUGAUCUACUCCGAAGUGACUUACCUUAUCUUAAUGCAGAUACGAAAAUAAUACCUACUUAUAAAGUUAUUCCCGAAACUUCAAAGGGAUCUGGAGACCUUUAUUCUAAGAAAAGUUUGACAAAUAUUGAUGUGUCUGGAAUGGAAAGAGAUGAAAUUAUUCGACAACUUAUUCCUUAUCUUAAUUUAGAUGAAGAUAGGAAAAUAAUAAAAGAUUAUAUAGUUUAUCAUAAUACGAAUGAAUGGAAUAAGACGCCAAUGAAACCAGAUACGUCACAAGGAAACGUGCCAAGGGAAUUACAAAGUGAUAACAUUCCGUCAACUUCAAGGCUAUCUGAAGGAUUGGUUCGAAGUAACUUCAAAUCUUCACUUUGGUAUGGAGAAAAUAAUUAUCGUGAAAUGUUAUUAUCUUUAGAAGACUUAAAACCUAAAAAUUGGGCUGAUUUAUACAAAAAGAAAGAAAGAUUAAUAAUGUUACAAAAGAAUAUCGAGAAAAUACGUUGGAAUCAAGACAUGAUGUUUCAUGAAAUGCCAAAAGAACUGUGGUUUAAACAAACAUUAAACAGACCCCAUAUUGUUAAGUAUUUGGAGCAAAUGAAAGGACAGGAUUUUUAUUUCAAUGAUAUUACCCUAUUGACAGAUAUUCGUCCAAGUGAAAUUAAUCUUGUUAAUAAGAAAUCAUACUCCUUAACAACAGAAAUUCGUUAUCACAUGACAAUUGAUUCUCAAUAUGGACUUGUUGAUUUGGCUGAAUUUGAUAAGAGUUGGAAAAACCAAUUUGUUGUUUUUCCAGAACUCGAAUUUCACGUAGUAAAUGCUGAAUUCAAAAAUGGAAAGGAUUUCUUACUUUUAGAACUAAAACAAAAGCCAAUAUUGAAAUUAAAUUGGCAAAAACAAAGAAUGAAGUAUAGCUUUUCACUGAAUAAUAAAGAAGUAAAUACAUAUCCAAGAAGUGUAAAUAUCGAGAAUGCGGCUAAUCUUAUCUCAUUAAACAUUCCUCUGCGUAGAGUAACUGAAAGGGAAAAAUUCUUAAAAGGUUACAUUUUAAGAAUUGAUCCAAUUGAAACUCGUGUUCCUACUUAUGAAAUGUUGGCAGGUGAUAUAAAUGCAGGUAUAAUACCUUCUGAAAGAUUUAACGAAUGGAAAAUAACAAAUCACAUUUUUAUUGAUGAUGUUCUAUUUGAAGAAUCUGCAUAUCAGGUUAAAAAUUUGGAAAUUGCAAAACAAACUAUAAAUUAUAUUUUUGAUGAGACUCAUUUACAGAAUGUUGAAACUGUGUAUGAAAUGUAUAAGUUACUUUCAAUUCGGCAAAGUAUGCGAUUUGAGGAUUAUUAUGUACUGUAUUCACAUUUGGCAAAAACUUUACCAAAAAAUUUACAUGCACAAAGAUGUUUUUCAGCUGCACUAAACAGAUUGGCCCUUAGACAGUGUGAUAAUAAAUUUAUUAAAAUUCCAAACAUACUUUAUGGUGCUUGCCCAGUAAAUAGCAAAAUUUGGCAAGAAAUGUUAUCAAUUAAAAAUUUUCGUAAGCAAUUUAAAACAAAAAAUUUUCUUGUUUAUUCUAAUGCUGAAGAUGCUAUAAAAAAUGUUCGCUUGACUACUGAAUUAAACCUAUUCCUAUUGGUGAAAUAUGAAAUUAAAAAUCCAUCUGGAAUAGUGUACAUUGAUCCUAAUUAUUUCGAAGUUCCAAAGGAUGUGUAUUAUAUUCAUGACACAAUCAAAUUGCAAAAUUUCGGGAAAGAAAUUACACCCGUUAAUGGAUUUGAUUUUUUCACAUUGGUAUUGCAGGAUGUUGAAAUUACAAAAGAAGGACGAAUGGUUAAUUCGGUAAAAAAGUUAAAUACAUUAUUUUCAACUAAUGAUAAAUUUUAUAUUAAUCUAAAUCCACGAGAAAGUUUCAAAGUUAUUGAUUUUGGAAAAUCGAUGGAAACUGGACAACCUAUUGUUCAAGGAGAAUUGGUAAUUGAUAAUAUUCCGUCAACUUCAAAACAAUCUGGACAACAUACUUCGCAAGGAACUUCCCAGUAAAUAAAAAUUAGGAGUAAGCGAAAAGAAUUGGUGGUAACUUAAGCUGAAUUCGGUUUGGCGAAAAAACUGAAUUGGAACGUUACAAUGAAUUAUUUUUUUCUUACCAUGAAUUCUUUUCUUUUGAACAUUUGAAUUGACGUUUGUUUAUUCGAGUUUACAUUAUAAAUGAAAAGAAUAAAUAUUUCGAAGUCUAAAAAAUCCGAUUUGGAAUAAGAAGUAUAUAAUUUUUUAAAAAGAAAUAAAAGUACCUUUGUUAAGGGUUUGGAGAAUUUAAAAGAAAAAGUGUUUUAUUUUAAUGAUCUUACUUUUUUGACAGAUAUUGCACCCAAAAAAUUGUCAAAUUUUGCCUUAGAGAACGAAGUACGUUUUCACUUAACGAUGAAUUCUCAAUUUCGAUUUAUUGAUCUUUCUGAAUUUCAGCAUACUUUGAAAAACCGAUAAAUUUUAUUUCCGGAAAUUGAGUUUACUGUGGAGAAUACUUAUUACAUUAAAAGAGAGCCUAUUUUACAAAUAGAUCAAAAAUAGUUCAAAAACCAAUUAAGAAAGAGAAAUGGAUUAAAAUUAGAGAAGAAAAUUCAAAGUUACUUGACAAUCAAGAAAAAUAUCAAUUAAAAAGGUGCACAGAUAUUGAAGAUGCUGCAUACUCCAAAUCCACUAGAAUACCUUUACAUAGAUUGAGUGAUUCGAAAAAAUGUUAAAAGAAUAUAUAUUAAGAUUAGGUUCCAGUGAAUAUACACUGGGUGUCGAUUAUGUAAUUUGAUUUGACGUCAAAAUUAAAUUCAUUUUAACGUCAAAGUCAAAUUUAAUUCAACAAAUUCAUUGUUUUAUUUAACUUAGACGUUAAAUUAAAAUUUAAUUUUUUAUUUCAAUUUAACGUCGCAUUCAAAUUUAUUUUUUGAUAGCAAUUUGAUGUAUUGCAAUCAAAAAAUAAAUUUGACGUCAAAGUCAAAUCAAAUUACAUAAUCGACUCCCAGUAAAAAUACAGAAUUAUACUCGAUUAAAAUGAUUCAUUUUAUUAAUAAUAUACCAUCAGACGUUUCGACAUCAACGUUAAUGUCCUCUUCAGUGUAAAUAAUUAAAUAAUUUGUUGAAAUAAAAAUUCGUUAACAUGUACUCUGACUUGAUUCGGCGAGAUGAUUCUUUGGCACAAAAAUAAUUAUCAUUAUAAGAGCAUAUAAAAAAUAAUAAUCUGACUAAUAGUUAUGUAUAUUUUAUAUAUUUAUUGUAAAUUAUAUAUUUCUCAUAAUACAUAAAUUAACAUAAGUUACAUUAUUAAUAUUGUUUAAUAAACAUUCUAUUAUAGUAUAUUUCAUAGUUUAUGUAUGUAAUUUAUACUAGACUUAAUUAAUCUAGUUUUCAUCCCAAUUUCAUUGGAGUGUACGCUUCCAAGUCAUUAAAACCGCAAUGUACGAAUAUAAUUUGCAAAUUAAUGUUAAUAUAAUGCAUUGUAACUUAAAAUUAUUUUCAAUUCCAAAUUAAAUUUAACAAUUUUAUUGCAUUAAAAAAAAUUAUUGUAAGAAUCAUAUCAUUAAUGUGGCAUGGCGCAAACCCUACUGUGUUAAAACAAAAUUAUGGCUAUGUGCUACACUACAAAAAAUAUUUUUAAAAACAUCUUAUCAACAAGAACUAAAGCAUCGAAUGAUUAUUUUAAAUUAUUUAAUUCUGUUCCAUUUUAUUUUAAGGUCUCCAAACCUGUAUUUGAUAAAAUAAAAGUAUUACUUGUUUUUUUAUAAUUUAA
This is a messenger RNA of Leptopilina boulardi, 6350 nucleotides long. RefSeq lists its product as uncharacterized. The record is from RefSeq and is a predicted model, not a curated record. Bases 248 to 4612 code for a protein of 1454 amino acids. The transcript has 2 exons. Lineage: Eukaryota; Metazoa; Arthropoda; Insecta; Hymenoptera; Figitidae.